Messenger RNA from Manis pentadactyla (Chinese pangolin), 652 nucleotides. Its product is annotated as ral-GDS-related protein-like. The transcript is spliced from 3 exons. Gene Ontology annotation, molecular function: guanyl-nucleotide exchange factor activity. Gene Ontology annotation, biological process: small GTPase-mediated signal transduction. NCBI's taxonomy places the organism in Eukaryota, Metazoa, Chordata, Mammalia, Pholidota, Manidae. The record is from RefSeq and is a predicted model, not a curated record. The coding region runs from base 339 to 626 and encodes 95 amino acids.
CAGGUGAGAGUGGCAUGGCGCGGGUCACGGGUGGUGGGGGCGACCCUGUACCUGCCCCUGGUGCCACCAGCCCUGAGCUGCUGGCACUGGGGUGACCAGGAGGAAGGCAAGAGCAGCUGGGUACAGGGGGGAGUUGGAGGACAGGUGUAGGGACCACAGGUCCUGGGAUUGGCCAAAACCCAGCCCUGGGAGGGACUGAAAGGGGAGCUCAGGAUGAAGGGACGGGAGGGAGGCAGCACAGAGUGGUCCAAGGGAGCUGGGGGCUGCGGGUGUGGGGUUCAGGGGAGGCUCUGUGGGCGCCCCUGAGGCAGGCAGGGACUCAUCACCUCCCUACCCCGAUGGCACAGGGCAUGGUCCCAUUCUUUGGAGUGUUUCUCUGUGACGUGCCCGUAGACCAACUCCCGGAAAAUAACGACAUCACUGUCAUCCUAUAUGAGUUAAUGAUACAUAAGCACGUGGCCAGGCUGUAUGACCUGGAGCCCGAGGAGCACGUCAUGUCAUUUCUCCAGGCCGUGGAGCCCCUGGAUGAGGAGGAGAGCUACAGCCUGUCCUGCCAGCUGGAGCCAGAGGGCCAGAGGGCCGGCAGAAAGGGGCUGUUGCAGUUCUUCAGGCCCCACAAGACGUAAACUUAUGGGCCGCCCAGGGCCAGGUG